AUGGAUGAUGAUAUUGGCUGCAAAAGGCUUCAAGAAUACUAUGUCAAGCAAGAAAAAUGUUACUAUGUUAAAUCCCACAAAGGAUGCCAACCAAGAGGUUACAUUCCCUAUCUACAGAUCUUCUAUUGCAAAUUUAGACCGGUUUUGGGCUACACUUCACUUGCCCUUUGGCUUGUAAUCCUAUUCUAUUUAUUAGGAGAUACAGCAAGCAGUUACUUCUGCUCUUCACUCGAGGGCUUAUCCGAUAUUCUUAAACUUUCCCCAACUGUGGCUGGAAUCACCCUUCUUUCUCUAGGAAAUGGAGCACCAGAUGUUCUUGGUAGUAUAAUUUCCUUUUCGAGCGAAAGCACGAAAGAUAUUGGCCUAAAUAGCAUAUUAGGUGGUGCAUUUUUCGUAUCUAGUGUUGUCGUCGGAAUUAUAAGCAUUUCUGUCAGCAAACAUGGUAGAAAAAUCAGUAGGUCUAGUUUCAUUACAAAUAUUUUGUUCUUACUCUUUUGCCUUUCUUGUCUGCUAGGGAUUCUUAUUUUGGGCAAAAUAAAUCUGUGGGGUGCUAUUUCUUUCCUUUCUUUGUACUUGAUAUACGUGUUCGUCAUUUUCGUGUGUACUAAGGAGGAAAAUCUAGCGGAAAACUCAGAUGAAUCUCCAUCAGUGCUUUUGCCUUUAACCAUGAACUUUCCCAAAGAAAAUCCCAAUGGAUCAUCCGACUCGAACUUGCCUUUAUUACUAUUCAUGGCUAAUGAGAGCCAUAUAUUAACUGAUUACAAAGGUAAAACUCUUUUGUACAUUCUUGAGUUGCCACUUUACUUGCCAAGAAGAUUAACAAUUCCACUUGUUUCUCAAGAGAAAUGGUCUAAGCCAUGUGCAGUAGUUUCAAUAUCAUUAGAUCCUCUUCUAUGUUGCCUCAUUUGGGGAUUUAACACAUCGAAACAACAAAUUCUGAUAUAUGUAAUUGUGGGAUCAUCAAUUGGAAUUGCUUUAGGGAUUCUUGCGUUUUGCACUACUGCUAGGCUAAGCCCUCCAAGAAAAUGUUUGUUCUUAUGGCUUUCAUUAGGAUUCUUGAUGAGCAUAAUUUGGACAUAUAUUUUGGCACAAGAAUUGAUUUCGCUAUUGGUUUCAAUUGGCCUAAUACUAGGCAUCAAUCAUUCCAUUUUGGGGUUAACAGUCUUGGCAUGGGGAAAUUCUCUUGGUGACUUGGUUUCCAAUGCAUCACUGGCCAAGAAUGGUGGGCCACGUGGGGCCCAAUUAGCCAUAUCUGGUUGCUAUGCUGGGUCCAUAUUCAACACACUUGUGGGCUUGGGCUUGUCAUUUACUUUCUCAACUUGGGCCACAUAUCCAGGCUCUUGUACAAUCCACGCAGAAGAUUCGGUUUUCGAGACAAUUGGUUUUUUGAUAAUGGGCUUGCUAUGGGCUCUUGUGAUUCUUCUAAAUAGAAAGAUGAGGCUUGAUAGGUUUGUAGGCAGUGGGCUUCUUGCUAUUUAUGCUUGCUUUCUAUCUUCAAAGAUUGCAAGAACUUUGAGCCUACUAUGA
Fraxinus pennsylvanica is the source of this 1527-nucleotide messenger RNA. NCBI's taxonomy places the organism in Eukaryota, Viridiplantae, Streptophyta, Magnoliopsida, Lamiales, Oleaceae. The record is from the annotation of a GenBank genome assembly.